UAAAACUGUUGAUGAGUGCGAGCCACGCUCAGUCCACGAGUUACAUUGUCGACAUAAUAAUGUGUGCUUCGUUGCUACAAUAACACUAUUCUGUUCAAUAAUAUACAUUCAAUAUAUAGACCUUGACCCUACGUCAUUACGACAAUAUCAACCAUAUACUUAUAUAUAUAUAUACAGUGCGUCGUUAAACGAUUGACGGUUUUCUAUAACAGAGUUGUAUUUACCUCUAAUUUUUGAAAGAAAACCGCUAACAAGUGUUUUUGAGUUUUUAUGAAAUACAUGUUGUGUUCUGUGAGUGUGAUAUUUUACCCCAACUAAAACAAAAAUGAUAACAAUAUUUUGUGUUACAACCCGGUGGUGAUAAAUUAAAAUAAACCGGGGAGAAGAACAAUCGAACAUAUAUAUUUUUUUUUUGAGUAUACGAAUUUGAGUAUUUCACAACGAACGCCAACGUCGAUACGGACAACGACAAAGUGUCCACAACCAAUAAACGGUGUAAACAACGAAAACGAUCUUUAUCCGCGUCCACAUCACAUCAAACCACCGUUACAAUGAUCAUGGAUGGAUUGGAAACAUUACAAUCGUCACACAACCCACAUCAUCAUCAUCAUCAUGGCCAUCAUCCGGCAACUUUUCUGCUGACAGAAUCAGCAGCUGCGGCUGCCGCCCACCAUAUAAAUGUCUUAAGUUUUGACACAUGUUUACAAUAUCGUGAUACCGAUGCAAAUUCACCACCGAAUAUACCGCAUACAAAUGCAACAUGUGAUCCAAGCACGGGAUGUACGGAAGAACCAUCGAUUAAUGAACCACAACCGGGUGAUUUAAAUACUCCUGUGACGACAUCAAGUGAUGUACCAUCAUUUUUUGGUCCAUCCACAGUUGUUGAGCCACCCCCUAUUACAGGAUCUUUGGAUCCUGAAGAAUUAUCUUUGGAUCCAGCUGGUAGUCCCAGUCAUCACAGUAACACAAGCCCACCAAAACGUGAACCUGAAUCAACAUCAAGCCCUAAUAUACGAUUAUCAGAUACACCAACCGAAGAAGAUGCUGCAAAUAGUGGUAGCAAUUUAAAUAUGUAUAAAUUUGAACCUAGCAACAAUGUUGAAAUAUCACAUGCCAGUACUAUAAAUAAUACAUGUGGAAAAAUUAGCUAUCGUGGAAUAUUUACUACAUCGGGAAGUCCAUCAUCAAAUAUGUCAACGAAUCUUGGGCAAUUACAAAGAAGUAGUCAACUUGGUUCAACGACGUUAACAUCAUCCCCGCCAACAAGCAGCACAAAUCAUUGGUUUCAACCAAUGUUUGAUGUAAUUGUACAAAAUGCUAUGAUUCCAUCACAACAUAACUUAUUUCCAACAUCAGCGCCACCGUCAAAUGAACAUUAUGAUGAACGAUCUCAACACCAGGUAGAAUUACUUGGUUUAAGUAUGGAAUGCGGUAAUAAUUUAACGGCAAAACAACCACCCUCAUAUGGAACAUGUAAUCAAUCAUCAUCGGUUGGUGUUCUAACCGAUAUGUCAUCACAAGAGUUAGUAUAUUCAAGAGUAGGGCAACCAAUAGUAGCUGGUUCAUCGGGGACAAAAUAUCAAUGGUUAGAUUCACAAGUAUCUGAUUAUGGGAGCCCUCAAAGUACAAGUUCCUUAGUUGUUCCUGGUCCAUCAACGCUGAUACCCAAGCAGGAACCAUUUUCAACACCGUGCCAUAGUGAAGUAUCACAGCCAUCAAGUUCAGGUAGUGGUUAUACUGUACAAUUAGCCGAAUACAACCCAUCAACGAGUAAAGGGCAUGAAAUACUAUCACAAGUCUAUCAACAAUCUCCAAUGCCUUUAAAAUUGGUACCUGUCAAACCACGAAAAUACCCAAAUAGGCCAAGUAAAACGCCGGUGCAUGAACGUCCAUACGCAUGUCCCGUCGAAAAUUGUGAUCGAAGGUUUUCAAGGUCCGAUGAAUUAACAAGGCACAUUCGUAUUCAUACCGGACAGAAACCAUUUCAAUGUCGAAUAUGUAUGCGAUCAUUUUCUCGAUCUGAUCAUUUAACAACACACAUACGAACACACACCGGUGAAAAACCAUUCAGUUGCGAUAUUUGUGGUCGAAAGUUUGCACGAAGUGAUGAGAAAAAAAGACAUGCUAAAGUUCAUUUAAAACAAAGAAUGAAAAAAGAGAGUAAGCAGGCUGCAGCGGCGGCUUCAGCAGCUGCGGCUGCUGCUGCUGCUGCAUCUACAUCUUCUCAAGGUACUGUCAGUCAUCAUCAAAGCACUCCACCUCCUCCACCUGGAACUCCACAACAUCAUCAACAGCAACAUCACCACCAGCAACAGCAUCAUCAGUUGCACUCAAUGUCUGUUGUUCAACAACAACAUUUAUCUCAGCAACAGCAUGGUCAUAAUGUAGAUGACGGUCUUACGAUGUCAAAUGAUGUACCGACAUCACUAUGAGACAACGAGCCCCUACCGGUUAUUUUAUUAACUCUCCCAAGUGAAUGUGUUCUCUUCUUUACGUGAUAACUGUGAUUUUCUGUGAUAUCGUCAAUAAUAACUAAUAUUCACAAUGUUGUGUCUUGACGGUGUCUCGAUUCAAAAAACUUGAUGGACUGAUUUGUUGUAUAAAAAAAGAUACACCUAUAAUUAUUAUUUUCAUUGUCAAAAAAGUAUAUAUAAAUCAAAAGUAUAUUUGAAUGUUGCUGUGACUACUUACCAUCCAAAUUUUUCUUUGUAGAUAUCCAAAACACACAAAAAAUGGUGGUAUUAUCUCAUACGUGUGCCAUUCUCGUUGACAAUUUGUUAUUAUUUUUGUUUUUCUAGAGUAGAUCUUUUAUAAAAGAAAACGCGGAUUUUUAUACUAAACCGUAAAAACUAACUUGUGUCACACUGUUUUAGUUAUAUAGGUUAAGUAUAAGCAUCUGAGAAAGAAAAUGAGCUCACAUUAGCCACCCCCCCCUCCUCGUGUAUAAAUGUCCACGUUACAAACAAAAAUGCUUUAAAU
Molecule: messenger RNA, 2979 nt
Organism: Chrysoperla carnea
Lineage: Eukaryota; Metazoa; Arthropoda; Insecta; Neuroptera; Chrysopidae
Product: early growth response protein 1-A-like
Exons: 2
Coding region: 552-2432 (626 amino acids)
Biological process (GO): regulation of transcription by RNA polymerase II
Molecular function (GO): RNA polymerase II cis-regulatory region sequence-specific DNA binding; DNA-binding transcription factor activity, RNA polymerase II-specific
Source: RefSeq, a predicted model, not a curated record